CUUAGGUUGUUGAGCACACACAUAUGAUAUAUGAUACAACAACUUAACUUGAAAUAUUUUAUGCUUCCAGUGAUGAUGAUGAAUGGUGUAGUUUAUGCGGUGUUGAUGGUGCAAGUACUUGCAUGGACGAGCAGUGCAGUGGUGGUGCCAAGCGUGAAGUGCAUUGAGAGUGAAAGGCAAGCUCUGCUUUCUCUCAAACGUGGCUUUAAUGUGACCGAUGAUGAUGAUUGGCUGUCUUCAUGGGGAGAGGGGGAGCAGCAGAAGGAGUGUUGCAACUGGGAAGGCGUCAACUGCAGCAACAGCACAGGCCAUGUUGUCAUGCUUGAUCUUCAUGGUGAUUACACUGUUGGAUCCAUAAGCCCAUCACUGGGUGAGUUACAUCAUUUGAACUACUUGGACCUUAGCGGUAUUGAGUUUACUCUCACCACAUCUAUCCCUCCUUUCAUUGCCUCUUUAACCUUUUUGACACAUCUCAAUCUCUCUUUUUGUUUUUUCGGUGGAAACAUACCUCCUCAAUUGGGAAAUCUGCUCUUCCUCGAGUAUCUUGAUUUAGGAGGGAAUUGUUUUUAUCCUCCGCAACAAAUCCCUUCUCAGUUCUCAAAUCUCUCCCAUUUAGUGUACCUUGAUCUUAGUUCCAGUAAUUUGGUUGGAGGAUUCCCUCUUCAACUCACAAAUAUGUCAUCCUUGACAUAUUUGGAUCUUAGUUAUAAUAGACUUAAUGAAACAAUGCCACCCCAACUUGGAAAUCUCUCAUCCUUGGAACAUCUUGAUCUAAGUCACAAUGCAUUCACUGGAACCAUUCCUCAUCAUUUCAGAAAUCUUUCUUCUUUACAAUUUCUUGACCUCAGUCCCUAUAACAAUGAUAACGCGUUGUUGAGUUCUGAUUUACAAUGGUUAUCUCAGCUUUUCUCUUUGAGGCAUCUUUCGCUUUCUCUAGUUAACCUCAGUAGUGCAAGCAAUUGGCAACCCCUAGUGAGGGGCCUUUCUCAUCUUCAAUAUCUAAACUUGAAUGGUUGCAAUCUUGUUGAUUCCAUGUCCAUUUCAUCACUUGCAUCCCCUGCUAAUUUCUCCACUUCUCUCUCAUUUGUGUUUACCUCUCACAACUCUCUAAAGGACUCAUCCUUGAUAUUCCCAUGGUUAAUGAAUUCCACUAGUAGCCUUGUUAUUCUUAGAAUGAAUGAUAAUGGUUUAUCAGGAACCAUUCCAGAAACAUUCGGGAACUUGAGCUCUCUUAAGAAGUUAAAUCUUGCAAAUAAUGAGCUCAAAGGCCAAAUACCUCUAUCCUUGUUUCAUAGUUGUAAUUUGGCAAAACUAGACCUAUCCAAUAACAAGUUGACAGGAGAGUUUCAUGAAUAUAUUCGAGAGUAUUCUCGUUGUGCUCAUAAACCCUUACGAAUCUUGGAUCUGGGAUGGAAUGAAAUUACGGGGAUGGUGCCUGACCUCUCUCAGCUUCAAUCUUUGCAAGUGUUACGACUUGGUAACAACAGAUUAAAUGGAAGCAUACAUGAAGGUAUUGGACAAUUAUCCGACUUAACUGAGUUAAGCCUUGGAAAUAACUUGUUGAAAGGUUUGAUAACUGAAGCUCAUUUCUCAAGACUCUCCGAUCUUAACACUUUGGAUUUGUCUCAUAAUGCUUUGGUUUUUAAUGUCAGCGCUGAAUGGAAUCCCCCGUUCGAUUCCCAUUUCAUUAACUUGGCUUCUUGCAAUUUGGGGCCUAACUUUCCAUCAUGGCUUCACACCCAAAUGAAUAUUUAUCAAUUGGAUAUUUCACAAGCUCAAAUCUCUAGCUCAGUUCCUGAUUGGCAUUGGGAUCAAUUUUUCAAGAUAUGGAAUUUGAAUCUUUCUCACAACCAUAUUAGAGGAAAAAUUGAAGACCGAAUUGUGGACCCUCAUAGAGGACUAACUGAUAAUCUUGUAAUUGUUCAAACCAUUGAUUUGAGCUUCAAUUUAUUUGAAGGUCCAAUUCCAGCAUUCUUUUCAACUGCUGCACAACUUUUUCUGUCCAGCAACAGAUUUUCAAAUGCAAAUCCUCUUUUAUGUGCAAACUCGUCCAUAAACACAAAAUUUAUGGAUUUGUCAAACAACUACAUUAGAGGACAACUUCCAGAUUGUUGGAUGGGUUAUGAGUUCUUGGCCAUUCUAGAUUUGUCAGAUAAUCACUUUCAUGGAAAUAUGCCAAAGUCUCUGGGAUCGUUAAAACAUAUUGAGUCAAUACAUUUGGGGGGCAAUCAUUUUUCAGGAGAGAUACCAUCAUCCUUGCAUAAUUGCACAAAACUGCGAGUUUUUGAUGCUGCAGAUAAUCAGCUGUCUGGAAAAAUACCAAGCUGGAUUGGAGGUAAUAUUCAAAAGCUACUUGUACUUAACUUACAUUCCAAUAAGCUUCAUGGAAGCAUUCCAUUAAGCAUUUGCAAUCUUCAUGAACUCUUUGUCUUGGACCUCUCUCUAAAUAUUCUCUCUGGGAAUAUACCUCCAUGCAUAAGUAAUCUUUCUGCUAUGGCCACUCUAACAAGUUCAAGUGCAACCAUUACCCAUGGCUAUCUUGUUGUCGAUAUACACAACAGUAUUUUCGAGCGCAUUGGCAGGGACUUUCCAAAUUUCGGAGUUUAUAAUGAUAGUACAUCAGUCAUAUGGAAAGGAAAAAUGUCAACAUAUGAAAGAACCCUUGGAUUGUUGAGAGGUAUUGAUUUCUCCAGCAACAGGUUAACAGGGGAAAUACCAAGUGAGGUGAUGAGUCUUAUUGGCUUGGUUUCUUUAAAUCUAUCAAGAAACUUGUUUAGUGGACACAUUCCUCCAACUGUUGGACAUCUGAAAUCAAUAGAUUUUCUUGAUCUAUCCAGAAAUCAUUUGUCAGGAACAAUUCCUUCACAACUUGCUCAAAUAGACCGUCUCAGUGUUCUUGACUUGUCAUACAAUGAUUUAUCUGGAGAAAUCCCACUUGGCACACAACUCCAAACUAGGGAUGCCUCUGCUUAUGCAGGAAAUCCAAAGCUUUGUGGUGCUCCUCUCAACAAUACUUGUCCCAUACAUGGUCACCAGAUCAGUGAACAUGAUGCUGAUGGUGAUGAUGAACAAUUUGUAACCGAGGGAUUCUACAUUGCUAUGGCUGUUGGAUUUGUCAUGGCAUUUUGGGGAGUUUGCUUCUCAUUGAUUUUGAAGAAAUCUUGGAGAUAUGCUUAUUUCAAGUUAAUGAGUGAUGUCUAUGACAAGCUCUAUGUAUUUGUUGCAAUUAAGGUGGCCAAAUUAAAAAGGAUCAUAUCUCAAGUAUGAAGGCAAAAGAGUAUACAGUAUCUUGUGUUGAAAAGAGCUUUGCUUGUGAUAGCCAGAAUCUUCAUGCAUGUGUAUCCAUUUGGAAGGAGACCAAUAACAUUUAGUAGUGCAAUUACUGUUAUGUUUCCAUAUUUUAGUCAUGUUUAAGUUUUCUGCUGUAGAUGCAGGGUGGGUUGUGAAAGAGGUGCUUUUUCACAUUUCACCUAUAUUGCAAUGUGUUUAGUUUUUUUUUUUCUUUUUUUUUUGUCAGAACAGUGUGUUUGUUAUAUUGGUGUGGAACUUGGCCUUGGUUUAUUGCUGUAAUUUAUUUUCAAGGAUGAUAUAUCUUUCUAGGCCUUUGGGCUAAGAUCAA
Messenger RNA from Arachis ipaensis, 3619 nucleotides. Its product is annotated as receptor-like protein EIX2. The record is from RefSeq and is a predicted model, not a curated record. NCBI's taxonomy places the organism in Eukaryota, Viridiplantae, Streptophyta, Magnoliopsida, Fabales, Fabaceae. Gene Ontology annotation, molecular function: protein binding.